CGCGGAAGUGUUUCACUCUUUCCCGCCAUGUCCUACUCGAAACCAGCGACGCUCUCAAAGCUCACGGACUCUACUCUCGGUUGUUUCUCUCGUUUACCCCCUUCAGAAUUUGUCGAUCAUCUCGUGAGGUAUCUCAGUACAUGGAGUGGUAGCGAUAAAUUUUUCAGCAUAAUACAAAGUUCGCUUAGUUUGCUUGCUGCAUAUCUGAAUUUUAGGGCAAGAGUUCAACAUCGAUACGGGCGUAGAGCAAGCCCAACGAGCGAUGUCGCCGCUCGUUUCUCAAAGUUUUGUCGGGUUUUAUCCAGUUCGAGGACAUUGUAUCGGUUCUGGGGUCUAAUACCCAUCCUGCAGUGGAUGAUCUCGUUAGAACGAAACCCUCAACCUACGCGAAACCUUCUCAACAUUGAGCGCUUACAGGGGUGGUCAAUGCUAGGAUACUAUCCUCUCGAACACCUCAGUUUCCUUCGUUCACAAGACGUUCUUCCGCCGAAGGUCACCGUAUCGGUACCACUACUCACUGCAAAGCCGAAGUCGUUCACAUUAGAUCCCAGCGAGCUGAGCUUGUGGUCAUGUCGCUGCUGGGCAGCCUACGUCGCGCUACAUUUCGCUCGCCUUAGGGAAGAGAGGAAGCUGAUUCAAGCUCGACAGCGUGAUCUAAGGAAAGGGAAGAGAAGAUCUCUUAACCAGUCUGAGAAGGAUGAGCUACGAAAGAAAUGGAGCGCGCACAGGACCGAUCUUGUCAUGAAUGUUGCGAAUUUCGCUCUUGCGUUGAAUGCCUCGUCCAGGACUGGGAUAAUGGAUAAGGUGUGGAACGAUGUGCUGACCCUACUGGCUGCCGUGAUCUCAUUUAGCAAUGGAUGGAACGCGACCGCCUUACCAUCCAAGUCCACCUCAAAGCCUGUAGGUGGGACAGAUGUCGACGGGAAAGAUCCAACUAGUGGUAAUGAAGCGGACCCUACUGUAUCGACUUGAUUGUCGUUUACCGUACGAACCAAGUAAUAAUAGAUCUAGAGGUUACAUUGGGGUGCUAUCAGUCCAUACUACUUGCACUCCUAACGACCAGUGACUGUACUCCUCAAUCGU
Marasmius oreades (fairy-ring Marasmius) is the source of this 1083-nucleotide messenger RNA. RefSeq lists its product as uncharacterized. The record is from RefSeq and is a predicted model, not a curated record. The coding region runs from base 28 to 972 and encodes 314 amino acids. Gene Ontology annotation, biological process: peroxisome fission. The transcript has 6 exons. Gene Ontology annotation, cellular component: peroxisomal membrane. NCBI's taxonomy places the organism in Eukaryota, Fungi, Basidiomycota, Agaricomycetes, Agaricales, Marasmiaceae.